Molecule: messenger RNA, 5944 nt
Organism: Anarrhichthys ocellatus (wolf-eel)
Lineage: Eukaryota; Metazoa; Chordata; Actinopteri; Perciformes; Anarhichadidae
Exons: 10
Coding region: 3074-4975 (633 amino acids)
Source: RefSeq, a predicted model, not a curated record
AGAAGAAAAUAAUAUACGAACCGACGCAGACUUCGCUAACUAUCUCUUGAACUUGUGAGUAUUUGGUGAAAGCCACAUUGGGUCAUAUUUCUGACUGAUAAAAGCACUGCGGGACCUCGGUGCAGGACGUUUCUGAAGUGACGUUCUGCUUCUCGUGACAAGUCACGGUGUGUUCAGGUAACACGUGUGUUAAUGUCAGGUUUGACAGCUCGGCUUUGCGAUGCUAAAAUGUGGCGGUGCCUGCAAACUAAAACAGCCUGUUUAAAUAUCUAAUACGGAAGCGGAGAUUGCUUAAACAUUUCCCCUUUUUCGUAAAAUGCUCUUACAGAGCACAGUCCGUAAAACCGUAGACUGUAUAGCGUAAAACACCGGUCAGCGUUGGGGGGACUACUUUUUCCUCCGCGCUGGCGAGAAACCAGACAAGAGGACGCUCUGUAAAGUUGGGUUCGUAUUGACCAUGGCUGUGGCUUGGGAAUAUGCAACGUGUUUAAUGAAAGUAUCAGUGUUUUAGAAGCCUGGUACACAUUUUACUUGUCAUUACCUCCUGCAGCUGCUUUGUGGAUUAAUUGUUUUUAUUUAAAAUUCAUCUUUAGGUGUUAUAAUUAUUGAAGUUGUAUUAGAUAGAUAGAUGCUCUAAUGUUCUUAUUUAUAGGUACUGUAUGUGACCACUUUUAAAACAAGACAUUUUGUUUCUCAUUAACACCCUAAAAGAUGUUUCAAUUUGAGAAUCAAAAAUUCAGUAUGUAAAUAAAUAUAAGGAAGCACUUAAAGCAGAGCAAGCUGUGAACCUUUUGAGAAACGAGUGGGAUGCUGGUGCAUCACGAGGGGUUUCCCCUCCCAUCUUAUGCAGAUGUUUUAUUGAAUGAGGCCUGUUACACCUACAGGAGCUUCAGAAAACUCUGUUCCAAACAUUAAUAUGUCUAAAUAUCUCUGUGUGUGAACUCAGAAUGAGGUUAGUCAAGACAGCUUAAGGCAUGGGGUGCAGUGUGUUGAUAAUAAAUUAAAGGUUCUGCUUAUUUCAACCUGUUUCAUUGUGAAAACACACUCUUUAUGCAUUAAGCUGAAACUGUAGCAAAUAUUUAACGAUUUUCACUGUAUACCCUUAGUUAAAAUUAUAAAAGACCCAAUAGUUGAAUGUGGUAAUUACUAAUCAUAUUUAUUAUAGGUUCUUAUUACACAUUAGUUACAUAAAGGUGUCCAAAAAUGUCAUAUACACAGACCUCGGGAACCUAGUGUUCAUUUUGGCAUUACUGUCUUGUCUGACUCGUUAAGAGGUUGUUCUGAAAAUAAAUACCACUGAAUUAAUUUAAAAAAUACUGUAUAUAUAAGGUUUGUGUGUGUGUGUGUGUCAAAAUCACAUUACUGUUAUGGAAAUUCAUUUUCUGUAACCUCACUCAUACAAAGUAUAAUAGUUAAAACUUAAAAGCGUUUUCGUAUAGAUUUUGCACAAACUUUAAAGCUACAAGGAGGCGCUUUCAUUUUGUGUUGAUUUUGGCGGUCUCUGUGGACAAAAGCGGUAGUUAAAGCUCCUCCUGCUGAAGCUCUGACUGCAGAGUGAAGGUGGCAGCAAAGCAGGAUCUGGAUCCGGUGGAGGUCUGGUUGGUGCUUGAGGCCCCGCUGGACUCUGAGCGGGAGGAGUUUCUGUUGAACCUGCAUGAUUUCAUCUGAUUUCACCGGAAUCUGACCCGGUGACACUGAUGACAUGCAUUAAGAAAAACUAUAUAGAAAUAGACAAUCUUCUCGUUUAUUUUCUCGUUUACUUAUAGUGGUCAUACAGUAGCAACAGUAUUAAAUUGAGACUGUUUCAUAACCAGUAAGAUUUCCUCACAGUAACUUUAAGAAAGAAAGAGUCCAAGAAUAGCCAGUGGACACUCCAGCAACUUAAACCAUGUGGAGUUCAGAGGAUAGGUUUGUGUUUGUUCUGUAACUCAACGCCAUUUAAAUGUUUUAACAAUAAAGACAACUUUGAACAUAAUUUCUACGAGUAUAGUGUAAUACUUAAAGCCAGCCUAUUUAGACAACAGAAAGGUUUAAACUUUUACAUUAACACCUAUAAGUCAAGCAAGAGGAGAUCAUUUGUCAUAUAAAACCAGUUAUCUCACAUGCUGAAACAUGGACACACAGCAUGCACCUCUGCCCUGUAUUGUUGAUCCAGACUGCCACCUGUUGGACAAAAUCAGAUCACACAAAAUAUCCUCGGGGCGCUACAGUAAGGGUCUCAUUUAGAGAAACUGGAAACCAAAUCUUGACCUUUGCCAUCGACCACUUUUUAACGUUUAAAAAUUGGAAUAGCAAAUAUUUAAAUGCUGCUGUUACAGUUGGAACCGGAACUAGACAAAGCUGCAUGUGCGUUUGCUCUGGUGUGCGCACAGUCAGCUGUUUUAGGGACAAUGGUGAGGCAAAUGAAGUUGUUUGACUGUGUUUCUAACCUAUGUUGUUAAUGCAUUGUAUGUUGAUAAUUCAAUAUGUAAAUGUAUUGAGAGAUACUAAGCAUUAUCUAGGGGAAACAUUUAAAACUCACUAUGGGAAAUCUGUAGUUUUGAAUGCCUCCAACAGUGGUGGCCUAGAUUUCAUAGACUUGCUCUUUUAACAGUACAUUAAAAAAUAAACUCAGGGUUCUCACGUUUCCUGGAAGACAUGUGAAACUGUUAUUUUCCCCAUUUUCCAGUCAUGGAAAUCACCUGGAAAACGAGUGGGAAAAGUCAAAUAUCUUGGAAAAUCUUGUGUUGCUGUGUUUCAACAUUCUUCUAUUUGUUUCUCAAGGUGAGAAUGAACUACUGGCCUGUCUAUCAGAUACGCUUCCCAAAACGAAUAACAUAACAAUAUUUGUAUUUCAGUUCACUAAUGUUUACAAUCGAUACAGCCGAGCUAGAUAUAGCUCGUCUCUUAUUAUAUUGACUCCUAUCUUACCCGACUACUACACUUCCCAGAAUGCAUAGCGACAACGUCUGUACGCUCAACGGUCACGUUCACCAAUUGCUAGAGCAGACUGUUGGUCGCUGUACUGAAGUCAGAAAUGGUGGAAGUCGUCGGUCUAUAAUUGAUCGGGUGUUAUCUGUGUACCGAUGCCGGGAUGUGCUCCGUACCGGGCUGUAAGGGCUACAAGAAGGCGAGGUCACGGGGGGUGGUCUUCCACUCUCUGCCCACCAGAGACCUGGAGCGAUGCAGGACGUGGCUAAAGGCCAUCCAGAGCCCCAGGUUUGAUGAAGAUACACCAGUGAGUAAAUACGGCAAUAUAAGAGUAUGCAGCCAGCAUUUUCAACCGGAGGAUUACGAGCCGGACAUACAAGCAGAAUUUAUGAAAACAACGCCCCGAAAAGUCCUCAAGUCCAACGUAAUUCCAACUAUUUUCUCCGGGAGGCAGCGAGAGAACCUCAGCGCGUCUCUGCCAGCAGGAGACAGGAGCCGGACGGAGCCUUCUUCCUUGAGUGUCCAAGGUACUGGUGUGGAUAUCGCAUCCCCUUCUCCCUCCCUGCCAAUUCCUAUGGCCUCAGGAGCUCCAAGCACGUUGUCCCAGCCUCCUCCUCCGGCUGAACUCGGCCAACGUUUGAGCAGCGUGGCAUCUGUGGACCGUCUGAGUGAGAGCCUCCAGCACGAGACUGAGUUAAGCUCAACAGCAACAUCAAAAUCAGAUGAGAACGCGGAAAAAGACUUGAGUCAGUCAAAGACUAUUGUGAAUGACAGCUGUUUGAUGGAGCUGCUUAAGAAGUGUCAGACAUGUGGACAGCCCAUAACCAAAAAGAAGGUGUCUCACUGCAGUGCACAGAAGAAGGUGAAGUGGAGCUGCCUUGGCGGACACAGAGGCGUAUGGAUGUCAUCACCUCACCUUUGGGAGGCGUUUCCUGAAGUCCACCUCCUCACAACUCUUUCCGUUCUCUUUUCUGGAGGCACUUUUACACACUUUAAAAAAUGGGCCAAACACCUGCACCUUCAUUUUAUGGGGCAUAAAACCUUUUUUGAAAUUCAAAAGGCCUACCUCAACCCAGAAAUUAAACCGAUGAACAGGACUGAGCGGGAAGGGAUCUUUGCAAAGGAGGUCCACCAGCGGCCUGAAGGAAGUCGUCUUCACAUUUCAGAUCCUCUGAAGGCCAAGUCGAGGAGAAGAGAGAAGGGAGCUCUAUCGUCAAGUUAUGAAGAAAGAUCCUUGAUAUCUACUGGAACAUUUAUGCAAGACCCUUCUGCACCAUCAAGUCUUGGGUGUGUGUCGGCCUCUGAAAGAGGUAAACAGCGCCAACUAGAUGAUGAGGAACAUCAGAGUGAAGCCACACAUGUGGCAACAGAGGUGGACUGGCUCCAGGACAGCUUUGAAGAGAUGGAGGUCACAAUUGACGACGUUGACUGCAAAAGUGUGAAGAGCCGACUAUCUGACUUGGAUAGUGAUCUUAAAAGCAUUGUAGAAACAACUGAGCUGAGCGCUGUAAAGGCUGAGGACAGCUGUGAUGAAGACGUCUACGUACCAAUAGUUCCUCAGAGGUCCACAGCCUCUGAGCUUUUACUGGAAUGUGAAGAAGAGGAGCUGGAGCCAUGGCAGAAACACACUUUACGUGUUCACCUGAAAGAAGAGGAGGUGGAGCCAUGGCAGAAACACACUUUACGUGUUCACCUGAAAGAAGAGGAGGUGGAGCCAUGGCAGAAACACACUUUACGUGUUCACCUGAAAGAAGAGGAUGAUGCUGGAGAGUUGAGUAAUGAUCAAACAGACUGUAAGCCAGAUUCUUUAACUCUUCAGAGCUGGUCAGCUUGUCAGCACACAGUAACACCUGAAGUCUUUGGUGUUGUCCACACUUCUGAGGUGCAUCAAAUCAGCAACAACCCUGUGUCCUUAUCCAGUGCCCGGAGUCCUAAAGUAUAUGCAGCAUCAUCUACCCAGCUGUUUUCAGACCAGUCCAACCCACAGACUCUCUCGCCACCCUUUUCUCUGCCGUGCUUUACCGUAGUUAAACUUGAAUCAACUGGCACAUCAAACAAACAAUGAAUAAUUAACUUUAGUGUACCAACAGUCAUAAUGGGUAAGUUGACAAGGGGUGAUAAACAUAAUGUGUUGAAAUUGAAUAACAUGCAGAUUAUUUGCACAUCCAAGUGACUAUUGGCUCUUUCUGUCUGGCGACAGUGGUGAGCCCUGCACACAGCACCUGUUGCCUCAUUUUUCAAGUAUAUUUUUUUUUUUUAAAUCCUUUUAGUUAAACCUGUGGUAUGUCUGUUACAUUCCACAUCAAAGAUUUUAUUGUACAUUAUUAUUGUGUACAGUCAAAAUAAAUUAUUAAAUCAAAACCCAUGUUCUGGUGCUUCAUUGCUUCGUUAUUCAAAUGCAUGGUAUGGGUUUAUAGUUUCUCUAUAAUACAUUAGGAUGUUGUGAUAUCAAUCAUUGUAAGUAGCUGUGAAGCAGCAUAGAAGUGUUUAGUUUAACCAUAGCUGUUUAAUAAAGGUUGGUCUAAAUCGGUGGUUCCCAAACUCAUGCCUCCAUCUGGAAGCCCUUUCCACCAUCAAGUAACCUGUUUGCAUAUUUUUAUUUCAUCAACCAUAACAUUUCUGGUGCAAACUAGAAAGAACAUUUCGGAAAAAAAUAAUGUUUUGCUUUCUCAGUCAAUUUUGGUAACUUUAAUUUAGACAUGAUACUAUCAACCACAGUACUACAGUACAUGUGAACUACAAUUGUGCAGUCUCCUGUUUAAUUCAGAACAUGCAGGACAAUGGCAGCUAAGACUGUUCAGGAACAAGUGCUACUGUUUAGAUUUGUGUGUCCUUUCUCUUGCGCUUGCACAUUACUGAUGGCACAGUGACUAAUAGUCAAAUGGUGAAAAAACAUUUGUUAAGUUUGCAUACAUGAGCAGAGUGUACAGAUGCUAUAUUUAAAUGUGACAAAUCUAUUAAAUUCUUUUCUGUACCAUUAUCUCCGCAGGGGAGCUUCUUUAGUCAACAGCAGCCACAGAAUAUUUUCUAGACC